Molecule: messenger RNA, 204 nt
Organism: Orbilia oligospora ATCC 24927
Lineage: Eukaryota; Fungi; Ascomycota; Orbiliomycetes; Orbiliales; Orbiliaceae
Exons: 2
Coding region: 1-204 (67 amino acids)
Source: RefSeq, a predicted model, not a curated record
AUGUGUUGCCGUCAAAUCCACGUUAACCUGUCAGAUUACGCAACUGGCAACGGCUGUGGCGGCCGGCUGAACGAAACCGUCUUCAAUCCCGUGCCGAGUCAAAGCUGUUUAAAAGGAUACGUACGCGGAUCGAGCAGCAGUCUCGGAUCCAAGAAGGGUCUUCUUGCCCAGGGCCUUGAGAAUGCCUCAUUACAGUUUGUGUAA